GAGGGCACACCGCGCGGAAGCCAUGAGCCCUGCCUGCCUGCCUUUCAUCGUCCUGCUGCUGCUGGAGGAGAUGUCUCACGCGCACUUCCCCGAAGAAUCUGGGCCCAUCAGCAUCGCUCUGGAGGACUACGUGAAGCAAUAUGCCGUCUUCGUGGGCAACGGACUGGGUCGGUUUGCCAGCCAAGAGGGUGGGGCUGAGCGGCUCCACAUCCAGCGGAUGCUGACAAUCAACAGGACUCUGUUUAUCGGGGAGAGGGAUAAUUUAUACCGGAUCAGCUUGGAAUCUGCUGCGGCUGGAGAGAUGCGCUACCAUCGGAAAAUGACGUGGAGGUCGAACAAGCACGAUAUCAACAUCUGCCACAUGAAGGGGAAACAUGAAGCAGAAUGCCGGAAUUUUAUCAAAGUGCUGCUCAUCCGCAGCACCAAUGUGCUCUUUGUGUGUGGGACCAAUGCCUUCAACCCUGUUUGCUCCGAUUACAGUAUGGACUAUCUAGAACCUGUGGGUGACAACAUCAGUGGCAUGGCCCGGUGCCCAUAUGAUCCCAAGCAUGCCAACAUUGCCCUCUUUACAGGAGGGAUGCUGUUCACCGCCACCGUGACCGAUUUCCUGGCCAUCGACGCAGUGAUUUACCGCAGCCUCGGAGACAGCCUGGCCCUGCGCACGGUUAAGCAUGACUCCAAGUGGUUUAAAGAGCCCUACUUUGUCCACGCGGUGGAGUGGAAGAACCAUGUCUACUUCUUCUUCAGAGAGAUUGCAAUGGAAUUCAACUACCUGGAGAAGAUGGUGGUUUCAAGGGUGGCCCGUGUUUGCAAGAACGACAUGGGGGGAUCGCAGCGGGUGCUGGAGAAACAGUGGACUUCCUUCCUGAAGGCUCGCCUGAAUUGCUCCAUCCCGGGAGACUCCCACUUCUAUUUCAACGUCAUCCAGUCAGUCACAGACAUUUUGGAGAUCGAUGGGAGGCCAACGGUGCUGGCUGUCUUCUCCACACCCACCAACAGCAUUCCCGGUUCGGCUGUCUGCGCCUACGACAUGGGCCAAAUGGCAGCCGUCUUCGAAGGGCGCUUCCGGGAGCAGAAAUCUCCUGAAUCCAUUUGGACCCCGGUUCCAGAAGAGCUGGUUCCCAAGCCACGACCAGGUUGCUGUGCGGCUCCUGGGAUGCAGCACAAUUCUUCCAGCCUUUUUCCCGACGAGAUCCUCAGCUUUGUCAAGACGCAUCCCCUGAUGGAUGAGUCAGUGCCGUCCUUGGGGAAUGCCCCCUGGAUCAUCCGGAGCGUGGCUCGGUAUCAACUGCGAAAGAUCGUAGUGGACAACACAGCUGGCCCAGGCAGAAACUACACAGUGGUCUUCCUGGGGUCUGAUACGGGAACCGUCCUGAAGUUUCUCAUCCGCGCCAACCUCAGUGCCAGCUCCUCCCCGGGCAGGGCUAGUAGCCACAGCUUGCUGCUGGAGGAAUUUGAGACCUACCCCAGUGACAAGUGCGGCAAGGACAGCGCAGGCGAAAGGAAACUGCUGAGCAUGGAGCUGGACAAGGCCACGGGGUCGCUGCUGCUGGCCUUCCCGCCCUGCGUCGUGCGGGCCCCCGUGGCCAGAUGCCACCAGCACUCCACAUGCAUGAAGAAUUGUUUGGCAAGCCAUGAUCCAUACUGUGGCUGGACCCCUGAAGGAUCCUGUGUUUUUCUGGAAUGGAAUACCAGGCUGGUGUUCGAACAAGACAUCAGUGGCGUCAAGACCUCUUAUCUUGGGGAUUGUGAAGGCCUGGUCACCGAAAGCUUUGUGGACGAACCCAACGGCCUGGUGUCCGUCAAUCUGCUGGUCAUCUCUUCCGUGGCCGCCUUCGUCAUCGGAGCAGUGAUCUCGGGCUUCAGCGUGUGCUGGUUCAUUGGGCAUCGAGACCGCAAGGAACUGGCCCGCCGCAAAGACAAGGAGAACAUCCUUGCGCACGGCGAAUCCGUCGUCAGCGUCAGCCGGCUGGGGGAUCGGCGGUCCCGAGCACCCGGCGGGCAGCCAGAGAACUUGCUGGCCCCACUUAUGCAGAACGGGUGGCCUAAAGGACUGAUUAAGGUGGGCCAGCAUGACCUGGAUUCGGGGGUACUCCCCACACCAGAACAGACCCCCUUGCAGCAGAAACGGUGUCCCAAGCCGUGCAGCUGGGAAUACAGCCACAAUCUCAUUAAUGCCUCCCUGCGCGGGGGAGACCCACCCUCCUCGGUCAUCCUUCUACACACGGGGCACACCCCGGUGCCAUCGCACCUGAGUUCUGGGCGGGUCAUCCCCAUUUCCUGCCAGUCCAUGUUGAUGGACCAAGAGCUGGACGGUGAAGGAGCCGACCUCUCGCUAGACAUGCGCUACCUCCCGGUGAGUGGUGGUGAGGGGCCGAGAGGCAUCCAGCCGCAGCAAGGCCCGCCGGCACACCGACCCCGUGGGACUCGGAGCUCCUAUGGCAGCGAGCUGCCCAUCACGCCACACGACAGCCCAGACCGGCGGCAGGUCGUAUCUGCUCCGAGCGGGGACACGGGGAGUCAGUGGAAUACUGAGAAGCUGAACUUCAGUAGUAACAACACAGCCAGCAAGGGAAGCGCUCACUUGAAGCGCACCCACACGUUCAACAGCGGAGAAGGUCAGACAGCUUACGCCCGGGCCCAGCGGACACCGACGCUGGGCCCCCAGCACUCCCUCACAGACUUCAGCCACCUCUUGAAAUACAGUGGCACGGAGCGGACUCCCUCUUCGGUCAAAUAGGGCUGGUCAGGGGUGUGUAGCUUGGCUUGGUAACCUUCUUCCUCGCAAAAGGGGUGGGGUUUCACUAGAGAGGAGGAGGAGGAGGAAGAGCAAAGCAGGAAAACGGCAGUGAGAGACGCUUGAUUCCCCCUUAGGUGGCAUGGAGGGGCCAGCACGCCCCCCUUCCCAGGUGCACAGAUUGUCCCAGGAAGGAUCUGCCCAAGGCACAACAGGAGGACCCUCUUCUUUGUGUGUGUGUGUGUUGGGGUUCUCUUCAUCCUGGCGCUUCCUCACUGGAUUCUUCCUAGCCUUUGCGAAACUCCUCCUCCUCCCUGAGGGGGUGGGCAGGCAGGGGCAGGCCCGGGCACUGCCCCACCCGCGCGUGGGCAGAGGUCCUGUUGGUACGAUGGGACAGGAAGGAACAGCAAUCGUGAAAUGAACGGCAACAAGUAUCCGCUGCUAAGAUAAAGAAUGGGAAGGCUGCACAAAGCAUUUGGGGGCCCUCCCGGUUGCUUUUCUCACACACACCCCUUUUUUUUUUUUUUGCUCUGGAAGGGUGGGG
Candoia aspera is the source of this 3281-nucleotide messenger RNA. RefSeq names its product semaphorin 6B (gene SEMA6B). The transcript is spliced from 16 exons. NCBI's taxonomy places the organism in Eukaryota, Metazoa, Chordata, Lepidosauria, Squamata, Candoiidae. Gene Ontology annotation, biological process: neural crest cell migration; axon guidance; semaphorin-plexin signaling pathway. Gene Ontology annotation, cellular component: plasma membrane. The coding region runs from base 23 to 2740 and encodes 905 amino acids. Gene Ontology annotation, molecular function: semaphorin receptor binding; chemorepellent activity. The record is from RefSeq and is a predicted model, not a curated record.